UUGCAAACACAUUGUUCAUUAAACACAUCUUUAAUAAACAAUCUUACAAAUACAUCAUGGUGGGUGGCGAUGGUGGCCGUGGCAUUCAAGUUCUCAACAUUUCCAAUGUUAAUGCCCAGGGCAAGACUGUUCUGAAUGAUGGCAAGCUGUUGGAGUUGAUACAACAAUAUCCCUUUAUCUACAAUCCUCGAGUGAGGUCUUACGGAGACCCAGACUAUACGAUGUGGGCAUGGAAACGUAUUAAUGCUGCCUUUAAUCGCAGCUAUGAAAACGAUCCCUUUGCGGCAUUUUCUAUAUCCGAUUUAAUCAGUCGCUGGCAAGUUUUAAAACCUUUAAUACAAUGCCUGAGCAAGGCAUAUGAUCUACAGGCCAUACCCAGCUCUUUAAGGCAAUCUGUGCUGCACAUCAAUGCUGAAUUGGAGGAUCCAAGAUCGAAUUCAAAUCCGAAAUCCAAUAACCCGGCCCAGAAUCUUUUACAAGACUACAUGCCAGAAAUUGCUGAAUUGCCGCUGGAAAAACGUUUAGCCCUGGAGAAAGAUAUCUUGGAGGUAUUAUUCCGGACUGAAUUGGAUAGUAAACAGGUGAAAAUGCUAGAUUUCAAUGAGGCGAAACAAGCCAAUCAUGAAGCUGAUGACUUGCUUAACGAUAUCGGUUUCAAAGCCGUCUUUGAAAGAGCAUGGAAACAAAGAAGACUGAUGAAUAACAACACAGAUGUUGCAAAACAACUAUAUGGUAUCAAUCCAGCAAGAUUAGUUCGCUUAUCGGAGGCCCACAAGCAUAUACGGCCGUGUUAUGUUAAUGUUAAGCGCAUGAAUUUGGAAGAUUAUCUUCCAUUGGCACAAAUUAAGAAAUUCUAUAGCAAAAGAUAGUUGUGAAGAUAAAUAACCCUGUGCACUAGGGUAAGAAACCCGGAACCGGUCUGAGUAUUUUCACAAGCAUGUUCGUCACCAAACUGAUUUUGAGCUCCAACUAAGGCAUAGUGUUAUUUUUCUAUAACGAAUUGUAGCUCCUACAAACUAAUAAAUAAUAUAAAUGUAAGUUUUAAUUGAGUAAGUUAUGGAUAAGAAAGAUUUUGCCAUUGAAUAAAAUAAUCUACAUUUUAUCCCAAACUUUACAUCUUUCACACCUGAUGGUAUUUAUUAGCUUCUAAUUCAUCUUAUGAUAAUAUUAAUAAAUCAUAAAACGAAUGCGAAAACUUGGAGGUAAUAUUUAACAAUAAUGGCAUGAGGACUACAUCUGGCACCAUAUUUUUGUUUGUCUACAUGAGGGAGGAAGAUCUUACUGAGUAUAUAAAGAAAUCGUCACCCCACAGACCAGAAACUCACACUUAAUAAUUGGAUUGUUCUCAAAACUGGUGGAAACAAUGUUGAAAGUCAACGUGAUUAUCGAAGUGAGCUUCAAUAUGGACAUCUAAGUUUAAUUUAGUAGACAUUAUUGGUAGAAACGGCUAAAUAUUUAUUUUUAG
Molecule: messenger RNA, 1465 nt
Organism: Musca domestica (house fly)
Lineage: Eukaryota; Metazoa; Arthropoda; Insecta; Diptera; Muscidae
Exons: 1
Coding region: 57-869 (270 amino acids)
Source: RefSeq, a predicted model, not a curated record